UUAGACAGCUUAGUCAUCUACUCCAAUGGAACUUCAAAUGGAAUGCUUGGUUCUUAAUUUGGGUGUGAAUAAGGGAAUGGAGAGGUCUCGUUGUUCUUCAGCUAAGGUUGAGAGGAAGAUCAUUGAGAAGAACAGGAGAAUUCAUAUGAAGAUUUUGUACUCCAGGCUCAAUUCUCUGCUCCCCCAUCACAAUUCCAAGGAGCCAUUGUCACUACCUGAUCAAAUAGAUGAAGCCGUGAACUACAUAAAGAGCGUGCAAACAAGGUUGAAGGAAUCCAGGGAGAAGAAGGAAAGCCUAAUGGGAAGAAAGAGAUCUUAUAGAUGCACCGAUAGUACUGCAGCUGAAACCACGGUGAACUUGAAAUCUCCUGAAAUUAGGAUUAACGAAAAGGGUUCUGCUAUGGAGGUGGUUUUGACUACUGGGCAAGACAGUCAGUUCAUGUUUUAUGAGAUGAUUCGCAUACUUAAUGAACAAGAGGCAGAAGUACUCAACGCCACUUUCUCGGUCGUGGGGAAUACAGUUUUCCACAUUGUUCAUGCUGAGAUUGGAGCCUUUGGUGCAGCAAAAAUAUUAAAGGAGAAACUGAACAAGUUUGUGCAUGGAUCCAGCAACGAAGAAGAAUUGCCAAAAGAGUUAUGGGACUACGAAAUCCAUCCUGAAGAGUGGGAUUUCCCAAUCAUGUAAUUCACGUGCAUGACUUGACAUACCCUUUCUCGAUCAUGCACAAUUAGGCAAUCUAUAAAACCACAACCUUAAUUAAAAUAAGAGAGCAAACUUCAAGAGCUGUAGCAGUGAAUUUCGACAACUGUACAGCUAGCUAGCUAGGCUGCCUUCUGGUGCAUCAAAAUUUUCUUCCUGUCUCAGGGUAAUAUAAAUCAUGAACCUUACAACGGAUGCAAUGAUAUUCCCUUUGUUUCCUUCAUCACUUUGUCAGCCAUUUGUCCAUUAAUGGAGCUCAUAACUAAUUAAUUAAGUGGACUUCAAACUUUUCGAAGUGUUUCUAGAGAGUAAGAGCAAAGAUUGUAGAAGUUUUUAUCUUUUAUCUUUUUUAAUUUCAUUUUUUUGGUAUAUGAACAAUUAAGGUUAAUGUGUCUAAUUGUUACAAGUUUCAAAAUUUUUAAAUUUCAAAAAAGAAAAAAAAAGAUAAUUUUAAUAACAAGUUUUGUGAAAUGGUUGGAAUAUAAUAAUUAAUCUUAAGUUUCUUUUGAUUAGAAAAAUUCCUAAAUUUGAUCUAAGCAGGAUUUUGCAAUUUAGAUCUUACUGCGAUGUGCUUAAUACAAUGUUUUGAAUGAGAAGAAAAUAGAUUUUGACAUUGAUUUCUCUUGAAACUGAUCAGUCUCUAUAGAUACGAAGAUAUCGUAAUUGCAGAAUGUUGCAUAGAAGAUGCCAUGCAUGCCCAUAUAUGGAUCAGAUGAUACAGUAGCAUAAAUAAAGAAGGUAAAAAAUUAAGAAGAAAUGAAAGCUAGAUCCAAAAGUACAUUCAGGGAGAUCACUCAAGCCGUUCAUGGUUCAUGCUGCAUGCGUGGUAAAAGAAUUACAACUCUUGCAAUAUCACUUUUUCUCAUAUUGCAUCCUCUAAUUCAUUCCAUUUGUUUAACAUUUUGAAGGUUGUAGCUUAAUUACUCUAAUAUAUAUGAGAUUAACAGUUCUGUUUUAACAUAUAUUUUCUUAUGAUAUCAGAAUCAAUUAUCACAUAUUGUAUAAGAAUUAAAUAAAAAAAAAAAAGUCUUACCCUGAAAAACAAGUAAG
Molecule: messenger RNA, 1750 nt
Organism: Durio zibethinus
Lineage: Eukaryota; Viridiplantae; Streptophyta; Magnoliopsida; Malvales; Malvaceae
Product: transcription factor bHLH162-like
Biological process (GO): regulation of transcription by RNA polymerase II
Cellular component (GO): RNA polymerase II transcription regulator complex
Molecular function (GO): DNA-binding transcription factor activity, RNA polymerase II-specific; RNA polymerase II transcription regulatory region sequence-specific DNA binding; protein dimerization activity
Source: RefSeq, a predicted model, not a curated record